Messenger RNA from Pungitius pungitius (ninespine stickleback), 7565 nucleotides. RefSeq names its product integrin, beta 4 (gene itgb4). Gene Ontology annotation, cellular component: integrin complex; focal adhesion; membrane. Gene Ontology annotation, biological process: cell communication; cell migration; cell adhesion mediated by integrin. Lineage: Eukaryota; Metazoa; Chordata; Actinopteri; Perciformes; Gasterosteidae. The transcript is spliced from 42 exons. Gene Ontology annotation, molecular function: integrin binding. The record is from RefSeq and is a predicted model, not a curated record. The coding region runs from base 338 to 6151 and encodes 1937 amino acids.
CCCCCCAGUACACACUUUAAAACACACUCGGAGAGACGCACACACAAACACACGCUCGACUGAGCUGAGCUUAAGGACAACUGAGUCAAUAUUUGACAAGACCUCAACGGACCGUACGGGAGCAGAAGACAGAAGGGGGAAAAACCACUGCGAGUUUGUCCUUUGAACUUGGACACGAGGACUUGGAGAAGAAGUUUAUUUCCUUUUCUACAGGUGGAUUCCAACUUUCCCUCCGGGCUCUUGAGUCAAACAAAGCAACGGGGAUUUUCUUUUUUCUCUUAUUUAUUGCCGGACUUUUGGACCUGGACUGGGCGAGAGGCGCAGUGAGAGGAAGGAGAUGGGGAGAUGGACGCUGCAUCUGUCAGCGGGGCUUUGGCUGCUAGCCGUCUUGCUGACCUGCAGUUGUGCCCAAGACAACCCCUGCUACGCCGUCAGGGCCGGGACCUGUUCAGAUUGCCUGCAGGCCUGGAAAGACUGUGCUUAUUGCCCCGAGGAGACCUUUAAGGGCCCUCGCUGUGACCUGUACGAGAACAUAAUCGCCCACGGCUGCAGUGCUGCGGCUGCAAUCACAGCUGAAGGCAGUAUGACGAUAGAACGAAAGCAACGCAUCGACAUGAAGCUCCAGCAGUCCCAGGUGUCUCCGCAGCAGGUCCGCAUGAGCCUCCUGCCGGGAGAGGAGAGGGAGGUGGAUGUGGAAGUGUUCGCUCCGACCAAAGGCCCCCUGGACCUUUACAUUCUCAUGGACUUCUCCAACUCCAUGGUGGACGAUUUGAACAACCUGAAGAGGAUGGGCACGCAGCUGGCUAAUUUGGUUAAGGAUCUGUCGGACGACUACACCAUCGGGUUUGGAAAGUUUGUGGACAAAGUGGUCGAGCCCCAGACGGACAUGAGACCCUCCAAACUGAAGGAGCCGUGGCCCAACAGCGACCCACCGUUCGCCUUCCAGAACGUCAUCAAGUUGACCAGCGACGCGUCAUUCUUCGACAGUGAGCUCCAGAAGGAGAAGAUAUCUGGCAACCUGGAUGCCCCUGAAGGAGGCUUUGAUGCCAUACUGCAAGCUGCCGUUUGUGGGGAUCAGAUCGGCUGGCGUGGCAACAGCACGCAUCUCCUGGUCUUCUCCACCGAGUCGUCCUUCCACUACGAGGCAGACGGCAUAAACGUGCUGUCGGGCAUCUUGGCGCGCAACGACGAGGGCUGCCACCUGGACGCAGAGGGCAAAUACACAAAGGACACACAGCAGGACUACCCUUCAAUACCCACACUGGUCCGUCUGCUGGGCAAACACAACAUCAUUCCCAUCUUUGCUGUCACCGACCACUCCUACACCUACUACGAGAAACUCCGAGAUUACUUCCCCAUCGCGGAAAUCGGUCGGCUGCAAGAAGACUCGUCCAACAUCCUGACGCUCAUGCGGGCCGCCGUCGAGAGUAUCCGCGGUAAGAUGAGCAUCCGGGCGGAGGACAAACCCAAGGCGUUCGUCACAAACUUCUUGGACACCCGUGGAAGAGUUGUACAGUACGGGGCCUUUGAUUUCAAGCCUGGCGCAAUAGGCAACUUUAAGAUGAAGCUCUCGGCCCAGCAAAUGGUCGGAGGUAAACCCGUCUGUCAGCAGGAACUGCCCGGAAAACAGGGGCUAAUCAGAGUCAAACCCACCACGUUCAACGCUGCCGUCAAUGUUGACGCUACAGUUCUGUGUCCGACAUGCGAGUGCGAAAAGUUUGCCAUCCCUGCAGCAGCCAAGUGCCACGGCAACGGAGACCUUGUGUGCGGGAGAUGUCACUGCCAUCCCGGCUGGCUGGGCAACCUCUGUAACUGCUCAGCAAGUUCUGCGGCUCAGGACACCAGCCGGUGUUUGGGUCCGGGUAUGACCGACCCGUGUUCCGGCCGUGGGGACUGCCUGGAGUGCGGGACCUGUGUGUGCUACAAACCGGAUCAGUUUGAAGGGGAAUACUGUCAGUACGACAGGACAGAUUGCAAAAGAUAUGGCGGCUUCCUCUGCAACGACCGCGGCUCUUGUAUUCGGGGUCGGUGUGCGUGCAACGAGGGCUGGAUGGGCGAUGCCUGCGAGUGUCCCAACAGCAACGCCACCUGUCUGGACAGCAAGGGCGGCAUCUGCAAUGGCCGAGGAGAAUGUGUCUGCGGACUCUGUAAGUGUCCUGAGUCUGAUAUCGCUUUGACUUCGACAUGUGGACCAAAUUUCGAGGCCCAGGUGGGUAUUUGCGAGGGCACGAGGGCUUGCGUCCAGUGUCAGGCCUGGAAAACAGGAGAAAACAAGGACAAAAAGGAAUGCGACAAGUGCCCCUUCAAAAUUGUCUGGGUGGAUGAACUCAAAGAAGAAAAGGACGUGCUUCGUUCCUGCAGUUUCCGCGACGAGGAGGAUGACUGUACGUACCACUACCAUGUGGAGGACUGGAAACCUGAUUCCAAAGUUAAAGAGAUGCAGUUCCAGGUGCUCAAAAAAAAAGAUUGUCCCCCUGCCAGCCUCCUGUGGUUGCUCCCGCUCCUCUUGUUCCUCUUGUUGCUGCUGGCACUUCUGCUGCUAUGCUGCUGGAAAUACUGCGCUUGCUGCAAAACGUGCUUCCAGAGCUGUCUUGCCCUGCUGCCUUGCUGUAAGGGAGGUCGUAUGGUUGGCUUCAAGGAAGAUGAAUAUUUGCUCCGCCAGUCGCUGCUCACCUCAGAUCAUCUGGACACGCCGAUGGUGAGGACCGGCCCACCCAAAGGAACCGAUGUGGUUCGCUGGAAGGUCACAGAUAACGUGCACCGAUCCCCCAAUCACCCGCAGGCUCUGACAAAGCCCAACCCGAAAGAGACCAUCCAGUUCCCGAUCUCUCUGCGGCUAAACAGGCUGUUCACUGAGAACCUUUCUCGACCCGAGACCAGAGAUGCCGAACAGCUCCGCCAUGAAGUUGCCGACAACCUAAAUGAGGUUUACAAGCAGAUCCCCGGCGCCCAGAAGGUGCAGAAAACCUCAUUCAGAAAGCAGAAAAAUGCCGGAAAAAGGCAGGACUUUGCCAUCGUGGACACCGUCCUUUCUGCUCCUCGCAGCAGCUACCCUGAUAUCGUGAAACUCACACAGAAAAAUGUCCAGUCUGGAAACCUAAAUGAUCUCAAAGUGGUGCCCGGCUACUACACUGUGGCCACUGAUCGAGAGGCUGCAGGAGCCAUUGAGUUCCAAGAAGGCGUGGGGUCGGUAGACGUCCACGUGCCGCUCUUUGCCAAAGAGGAAGACGAUGACAAGAAGCAGCUGCUCGUGGAGGCUACGGAUGUGCCUCUGGGCAUCGCUGAGAUCGGAAAACGUUUCGUCAACAUCACCAUCAUAAAAGAGCAUGCCACCGGCAUCUUCUCCUUCCUCCAGCCGGCUUAUACCUACAGCAGGGGGGACGGAGUGGCCCACAUCCCCAUCAGCAAAGAGAUCCUUGAAGAGGGAAGCUCACAGGUCACAUACCGCACACGGGACAUCACAGCUAAGGAUAAGAAGGACUAUGUGGCUGUGGAGGGAGACCUGACCUUUGGUCCAGAAGAGACCCAGAAAAUUGUGCCUGUUCGUCUGCUUGAGCUGAGCGAGAAAGAUGGCCUCCUGACAGACAAACAGGUCAGGCAGUUUGCCAUUGAUCUUAGUAACCCGCGGCAAGGCGCCAAGCUGGGACGCUACCCAAGAACUACCGUCACCAUCGCAGACGAGCCAGAUCCCAGUGUGAUGAUGUUCAAAAAGGGCUCACAUAACUUCAGCACAUCUGAAGCACCCUACACCAUCCCUGUGGUCCGCACUCGCAACCAGGACAUCCCGGCCACAGUGAAAUGGCGCACCAAGAAGGCCCAGCGCUUCGAAUUAUCCGACAUUCUGAAGUUUAGUCCUGGAGAGACGGAGAAGAACAUAGUGAUCGACCCGAGGGCCCACCCGGGCCCAAUCCAACCAGAGACUAUACAACUGGAGCUGUUUGACCCGAGUAUCAACGCUACUGUUGGAGAGAGGAAGACCACCCUUGUCAAUGUCGCGGAUGGACCACAUUACAAACCUUUAGAGAUGGAGCAGGUACAGAAUAAAAGCUCCAUGAAAGGCGGUCGCCUUUUAUCUCCAACUAACCUUAAGGCCAAAGCUACUGGACCCAGAAACAUCCGCCUCAACUGGGACGCAGGGUCUGGGAACCCCGCGGGGUACAAGGUAAAGUAUUGGAUAUACGGCGACCCAGAGAAAGACGCCAAGGUCUUAGAUGUGAAGACUCCCCAAGCUGAGUUGACUGGCCUGUACCCCUAUUGUGACUACGAGAUGAGAGUGUGCAGCUACAAUGCAUUGGGUGAUGGGAGCGAUACAGACAUGGUUACCUGCCAAACACUUGAGGAUGCGCCUGGUGAACCCGGACGUCUGGCCUUCAAUGUCAUCAGUCCGACUGUCACUCAGGUCAGCUGGGGAGAGCCUGCAGAGACCAACGGCAACAUUACGGCUUACGAGGUCAUCUACACACCCAUCGAUGACGAACAGAAGGCGGUGGGCCCUGCUAAGAAAGUAAAGAUCGACAACCCCAAGAAGCGAAUGCUGUUGAUUGAGAACCUCCAGAGAGCUCAGACCUACCAGUACAAGGUCCGUGCCAUGAACAGCAUAGGCUGGGGCCCCUUCAAGGACGCCACCAUCAACCUGGCAUCACAGCCUACCAGACCGAUGUCCAUUCCCAUCAUUCCUGACGUCCCCAUUGUGGAUGCAGAGGCAGGAGACGAGUAUGACGGCUACCUGAUGUACAGCAACGAAGUGCUGAGGUCCCCCACAGGCUCUAAGACACCGAGCGUCUCUGGUGAUGAUUACGCAACUAAUGGGAAAUGGGAACAGAACUUCCUUUUCCCUGGGGGAUCAGCGACACGCAACUUGUCUUCGUCGUCCUCUCCGAUGUCCACUAUGGGCUCAAACUACAAAGGGGCAGGCGGCUCCUUCGUCACCGACACGAACACCACAUACAUGUCAGCAGGAGGCUCUCGCAGAACUGACAUGAUCCGAGGAGGCAUGCACUCAUCGGAGGUCAUCAUGAGGAAGCGCUCGGAGAACAGGAGUUACAUGGACGAAAACAUCCGGGACUCUAUCGUCAUGGGAGACGUGUCGGGCAAUUUCUCAGAUAUAGGUGGGUUCGGCUACGCUGGGAUGCAGAGCAGCUCUCAGAGCCAGUUCGGCUACAGCCUGUCUGGGGGCCCGAGGGCCAGGACCGAGUCUUCGGACGUCAAUGACGCCCUGUACAAUCUGGACAGGGUGCUGUAUGAUGCUCGACUGUCUCCGGGUGUUCCAGACACCCCCAGCAGACUGGUGUUCUCUGCCCUCGGCCCCACUGCCCUCAAAGUCAGCUGGCAGGAGCCCCGCUGCGACAGAGAGCUGCAGGGCUACUGUGUUCUCUACCAGCUACUCAAUGGAGGCAAGAUGAACACUAUCAAUGUGACGAACCCAGGAGAGAACUCCGUUAUCAUCCAGGACCUGCUGCCCAACCAGUCCUACCUAUUUAAGGUGAAGGCUAAGAGCCAGGAGGGCUGGGGUCCAGAGAGGGAGGGGGUCAUCACCAUCGAGUCCGCGGUCGACCCCAACAGUCCCCUCAGCCCGAUGCCAGGCUCGCCUUUUACUCUGAGCACUCCCAGUGCCCCGGGACCCCUGGUCUUCACUGCGCUGAGCCCCGACUCCCUGCAGCUCAGCUGGGAGAAACCCCGGAAACCCAACGGAGACAUCUUGGGAUACGUAGUCACCUGCGAACAGCUGCAUGGCGGAGGAGACGUACGGUCCUUUGAGGUGAAUGGGGACACUGCUGAAACCAGUCUUACCGUCCCGAACCUGACUGAGAACAUCCCCUACAAGUUCAAAGUUCAGGCUCGAACCACGCAGGGCUUCGGCCCCGAGAGGGAGGGCAUCAUCACCAUUGAGUCUCAGGAUGGAAGCUCCUUGUCUCAGUUCAACAGCCAAUCAAUGCUGAGCAGGGAAGUUUUCCAAAUGCCAACAGAGGUCAGUACGCGGAUGAAUGUCUCCCACACCAUGAUGGACCCCUUCUUCUCAGAUGGGGCAAUGAUGACCACGCAGCACACGGAGACCAGCGGCAUGGUGACUCGCCAAGUCACCAAGGAGGUGGUUCAGCGGAGCGUCAUGGGAGGAGCCACGGUCACUAAGAAGAUGUUUUACGAAUCGUAAGGUCUUAGUUAACCAAGUGUGUGCGCAACUAAACAGCCAAAGGAUCCACCACACUGUGAUUCUCUUUUAAAAAGAGUCGGCCUUCAGAUUACGCCGGUGUCUGUUUCUACAUGUGUGAGGCUAGAAGGAGAGAGGAGGCCGUUCACGUUUACAGACCACGGCCAGCUCCCUCCCUGGAUGAGGAUCAUUUUAACAUGUGCGGCCGGUUCUUACGCAUAUCGUUUAGGCUUCUUUUCACACUCAACUUGCUUUGCUCAGGUGACCCUUUUUCGUAAGGACAUUUGGUUGGGGCCCAUUAAUAAACACAAUUUCUUUUUUUUUCAGUUUUUCUAUUUUGAUGCUUUUUUUAAAAAUGCACCCUGGCAUUAGUUUUUUGUUACAAGUACAACGACAUAUCUCAUCGUUAAUCAAUACACUUUGAUGGUGGUUCGUACCGCGCCGGCUUCAGUAAGUUCAGUAUUGCUGACUAUCAGAUAAUUACAUUUUAGACUGCGCCCCUCUGUGGGUCCAGGUUCGAUGACACACCGCUUUAAAUCAGCUUUAAAUCAAGGCCAUUAAUCUGACUGCGGUUCAGUAAUCCAGAGUGACCUUGUUCCCUAGUGUCCUUGUCUCCUCUGUCCUCCACCCGUCUGCAAGAGAUGUUUGUCUGUGUGCAAGCUGUUUACACUGUUUAGGUUAAAACUACCCUGGUUUUUAAACUUCACCGUCUACUGGAGAUGAUGAAAUGAUCGUCUUGAAAUCAUGUGUCAUAGGGUCCAUUGUAUUUUCAACCAAUUGGUUCUAUCCACCAAGAGAAAGCGUAAGAAGUGGAUAGAUUUGUAUUAUAUUAAGUGGGAUUUAAAAUAAUAAGAAAAGAUCCAAACAUAUUUAAUACUCUUAAAGAUUUAAGCGUUCAAGCCAAUUGACGCUAAAUGCCAAAUAUAUACGUGUUCGCUCAAAAACAGGUGGGUGCUUGUGUCGCUCGUUAAAUGCACAUUUCCAUGCCAACUGGAACAAUUUUACAGUACGGGCAAAUGUUUAAAAAAAAAAAUCAGAUGUAAAAUGUUUCUUUGCAUUUUGUAAGAUAUUUUAUACUUUAUGUGGUAUACACUGCUUCAAAUUGGUACUUCUCACAUGCUUCGUUACUCUGCAAGGUCAUUGUAUUUUGCAUUUUUGAUGGAUCAACAUCUGAACUGAGAGUUUGAUAUUUUAAAGAAAUGGCACGUGAAGACAGAAAGAUUGUAUUUGCCGUAUUUUAACUCCACAUUUUGUUGAGAAAGCUUUUGUUAAAGAUUAAGAGCCGGAAAAAAAACUGAACUUGUCUCCAAAAAGUUUUCAUGUACUUUUAAACAGCAUGACCUUAAAGUAUACUUUUUUUGUAUGUCAGCACUAUUGCAGAAUACAGAUUGGAAAUAAAUACAUUUGUUGAACAUUU